AUGCUCGUUUCAAAGCUUCAUCCCAUGCGGUGGCUAUCUGUAAAGACCGCUCCAGAGGCGGCAUCCGCUUUCCAAGCAAAGCUAGUGCGCUUGCGUAGUGCUACUAGCCUUCCGCUACUUCGCUGCCGUCAGGCGUUAAAUACCGCCGGCGGCGACGAGAAUCAGGCUCGUACGAGCUUGUUCGCCGAGCUAGCCUCUACUGGGACUCCCGUCCACAUCGAGCGGACCGAUAGUUGUGCUGAUCCACGCAAUUCUGGAGGGCAUAUUCUUUCCGGGGUUUUGAUCGGUCAUGACGCCGCUACGUUGCUUCAGCUCCGCUUUUCUUCAGAUUUUAGCUCCAGGUGUGAACUCUCGCGCACUGCUCUCUGCAAGAUACUUUUAUCGGCCCCUAUAAAAGACCAAAAUUUAUCUGGCGAUUUUGAAACAGGCAACAUGUUUCGCUCGCUCGCUGCCCAACUGCGGGAACAGCUUUCCGUGGCACGAAUUGAGCAUAUUCCCUUGACUUCACAAAGUCUUACAGCAUGUUACAUCCACCCACCUCUUGCCGUUCCGGCUAAUCAAGCUAAUGGGUCAGUGACACUUGGAGAACGCAUCGUUGCAAUCAUAGAAUUUGAGGCCUUGGAAGCUGAGUAUCCAGUAACUAUAAUGGGAUCUAAAGAGGCCACCUAUGCUACGAUGAUGCGAAAGAUCUGUCAACAAUUUGCUGCCGAGGGUCCACUUGUGCAAGGUGGUACUAUGGACACAUUCUUGAACCGUCCUUUUCUCUUUGACGCAGCGAAAAGUAUCCGUGCUGCCCUUACGGAAGCCGGCAUCAGGGGCAUCCGCCGGGCGGUGCGGUUCGACAAUGCUCCCACACCCCUCUGUAUUACCAGUAACCACUAA
This is a messenger RNA of Mitosporidium daphniae, 882 nucleotides long. RefSeq names its product elongation factor Ts. Bases 1 to 882 code for a protein of 293 amino acids. The record is from RefSeq and is a predicted model, not a curated record. Lineage: Eukaryota; Fungi; Microsporidia. The transcript has a single exon.